Molecule: messenger RNA, 2976 nt
Organism: Penicillium paradoxum
Lineage: Eukaryota; Fungi; Ascomycota; Eurotiomycetes; Eurotiales; Aspergillaceae
Product: autotransporter outer membrane beta-barrel domain-containing protein
Exons: 1
Coding region: 1-2976 (991 amino acids)
Source: RefSeq, a predicted model, not a curated record
AUGAAGGACGCGAUCGCAUGGCUGUCGCUGCUCGCGAUUCUGUUAGCUCUGGUGACUCCAGGCCACAGCAGUCUCAUUCAAACUAGACCACCGGAGGUGCCUCCAGGGAAUGAUCAGGCCGAAGGCUAUGGAGGGGGGAUUGGAGCCAUAGUAACAGUGACGGUCGGGAUCACAAUCACCGAGUCAACUACAGUAACUGUCAAUGGCCAUCAUCCAGGCAAACCUGUUACAGCCACGGUCACGGAGACUUGCACAGUGACGAGUACUGUGAGUGGGCCAACCAUCACUGUGCCAGGCUCUGGAACAACCGUCACUAUACCAGGUCCUGGAACGACUGUAACCAUGCCAGGCCCUGAAAAGACUAUCACUGUCCCAAUCACUGUUCCAGGUGCUGGGACGACCAUCACUAUACCAGGUCCAGGAACCACUAUAACCGUGCCAGAUCCUGGAAAGACCAUCACUGUUCCAAUCACUGUGCCAGGUGCCGGAACGACCGUCACCGUACCGGGUCCUGGAACUACUAUCACGGUCCCAGUCACUGUGCCAGGUGCUGGGACGACCAUCACUGUUCCAAUCACUGUGCCAGGUGCCGGAACGACCGUCACCGUACCGGGUCCUGGAACUACCAUCACGGUCCCAGUCACUGUGCCAGGUGCCGGAACGACCGUCACCGUACCGGGUCCUGAAACUACUAUCACGGUCCCAGUCACUGUGCCAGGUGCUGGGACGACAAUCACUGUGCCGGGUUCUGGGACGACCAUCACUGUUCCAAUCACUGUGCCAGGUGCCGGAACGACCGUCACCGUACCGGGUCCUGGAACUACUAUCACGGUCCCAGUCACUGUGCCAGGUGCUGGGACGACAAUCACUGUGCCGGGUUCUGAAACAACCGUCACUGUGCCGGGUUCUGGGGCGACCAUCACUAUACCAGGCCCCGGAACGACAAUCACCAUACCAGGCUCUGGAACAACCGUCACUAUACCAGGCUCGGGGACGACUAUCACUGUGCCUGGCUCUGAAAUGACAAUUACAGAAACCUCGACGGUGCCAACCACUAUCAGUGGGCCAACCGUAACCCUCCCAGGCUCCGGUACAACAAUCACUGUGCCUGGCUCUGUAACCACUAUAACUGGAUCUGGAUCUGAAACUAUUACCAUCACCUCAUGCAAUCUUCUACCAACUGUCACAGAUACUAUCACCAGAAGUUCCAUUGUCACUAUACCAGGGUCCACUGUCGUUACAACGAGAACCGUUCCUGGCUCCGAGUCUGUCAUCACUGUUCCAAUAACUAUCACGACGAUAAUCACUGAGCCUGGAACCACUAUCACUUUGUCGGACGGUACUAGCACAAUACCCGGGUCAACCCGUACCACAACUAUCACUGGUCCUGAAAGUACAACAAUCAUCGGUGGAUCAAGCACUGUCAUUGAGACUAUUACUUACCCAGGAGGUACAGUAACUGUGAUUGAUCCAAUCACAGAUAUUGACACUAUCACUGCCACCAUCAGCGAGCCUGAUACGACAGUGACCCGAAGUUCCGGUGCCACGAAGACAGUGACCAGGUCUGUGUGCUCCACUCUUAUCACCAAUCCAACCUAUACACCACCUGCAGCAUUGCCGAGGAACUAUACCUGGGGAUGUCCACCGGGGUACCUUUGCAAGCCACCCCAUAAAGGGGAUCGUUCUGACUGCAAGGUUGAGGCCGGUCUUCCCGAUCCUGAAUACAUUUGUGCGCCCUCGGAGUGCAUUCGGGCGCCACCUUUGGAUUUCCACCCAACCUGGAAGUACAACGUAUCCAAGAAUUACUUCAACCUCAAUCCAGAGGACUUUGGUCUAGAUUACUCUAUUUUCCAGCGCUUGGGGCAUUCACAUUCGAGCCACAUACGUGAUAGCUCCCUAUGGGACUUCGUGCCCGGCCAGAAGACAAAGAGAGCUGACAUCGACAUCACAAAUAUUCCCCCCGCGUGUUGGAAUGACUGUCAAGCCGCUGCCUAUGAGCCACAAGAGGUUGGAAAGACACCCGAGAUUUGCGAGAGUGACUCAGAAUUUAUGGAGAACCUGGAUAUUUGCGAGAAAUGCAUCAAUCUUAAUGCUGAUCCCGACGCUGACCCUAAUCAAUUCUCGGAAACUUUGCUGCCAACUUUCACACAGUGGCUGAACUACUGCUCCGAUAUUGUGACAUCUACGACAGAACCAACUGCUACCAGGACUGGUACUUCAACUACAGCGGCACACACUCAGACCAGCGAUGUCACAACCGCUACUAGCACAGCGGCAUCAACAGGAGCCACAGCAACUAGUACGCAACCUACUAGGACCGAGGCUACAAAUGCCCAAGCCACAAGCACUGAGCCGCCCAGUUCUAAGUCCACCGAACAGCCCGAGACUAGUACUGAAACCAGUAGCGAGACCAGCACCGAGACCAGCGCCGAUGCUACUACUGAGACCAGCGCCGGUGCCACUACUGAGACCAGCGCCGUUGCCACUACUGAGACCAGCGCCGGUGCCACUACCGAGACCAGCGCCGAUGCUACUACUGAAACUAGCGCCGAUGCUAGUACUGCGAUCAGUACCGAGACUGAUGAAAGUUUCAGCCCAAGUCAGUCGACUCGCUCUGGCGGAGUGAUCACAGGCUCGGCUUCUGGUUCAUUUUUGACAACCUCAGUUCCCGGAUCAAUGGUGACAAAAUCAGUCUCUGGGUCGUACAUCGUCACAUCUGUACCCGGUUCAAUCCUGACCGCAUCAAGCACUCAGGGAACAGGAUUUGAUGGUGGAGACCCAUCUGGUGACAGAGACCCACCUGAUAGCACAUUUGGAGAUGGUGCUGAUGGCUCAUCCGGCUCCAUUUCCGGAAGCCCUGCAGGCUCACCCAAUCCGACCUCCUCUCCUACUGACUUCAACGGCGCAAAGUUGAAGGAGAUUCCGCACGUUGGCUUGUUGGGUCUCUUGUGGGCUGUUGCUGCACCGCUCCUUUAG